GCCGUUGGAUCUCCCAAUGGGGCGGCUCUGCUCUGGGCUCGCGCUCCCCAUGAGCUGCCUGCUCCUGGUCUGGGCGGCAGGCCCAGGGAGCGUUAAGGUCCUGCAUCUGCCCGUCUGCUUCUCCGACUACAUCCACACCUCCACCUGUGAGUGGGAGAUGGACGGUCCCACCAACUGCAGUGCCCAGCUCCGCCUGUCCUACAAGCUGAAUGACGAGAACUAUGACAACCUCACGUGUGUCCCCGAGAACAAAGAAGGCGCGGUGUGUGUGUGCAGUAUGCUGAUGGACAGCAUAGUCAACGAGGACAUCUAUCAGCUGGACCUGUGGGCGGGGAAGCAGCCACUGUGGAGCAGUUCCUUCAUGCCGGGCAAGCGUGUGAAGCCCAGGGCGCCCAGAAACCUCAUGGUUCACGCCAACGUCUCCCAUACGUGGCUGCUGACGUGGAGCAACCCGUACCCUUUGGAGAAUUACCUGUACUCUGAGCUCACCUACCUGGUCAACAUCUCCAAUGAAGAUGACCCCGCGGAUUUCAAAAUCUAUGACGUGACCUACCUGGAUCCCGUCCUCCGCAUCGCAGCCAGCACCCUGAAGUCUGGGGCUACCUACAGCGCACGGGUGAAGGCCUUGGCUCAGAGCUACAACGGCACCUGGAGUGAGUGGACCCCCAGCGUCAAGUGGCGUAACUACUACCAGCAGCCCUUGGAGCAGCGCCUCCCGCUUGGCGUCAGCAUCUCCUGCAUUGUCAUCCUGGCCGUCUGCCUGUCCUGCUAUUUCAGCAUCAUCAAGAUUAAGAAAGAAUGGUGGGACCAGAUUCCCAACCCAGCCCACAGCCCCCUCGUGGCUAUUGUCAUCCAGGAUCCUCAGGUGCCACUGUGGGGGAAGCGGACCCGAGGCGAGGAACCAGCCAAGUGCCCACGCUGGAAGACUUGUCUUACCAAGCUCCUGCCCUGUUUACUGGAGCACAGCCUAGAAAAGGAUGAGGAUUCCUCCAAGGCUGCCAGAAAUGGGCCUUUUCAGGGUCCCGGAAAGUCAGCAUGGCACCCUGUGGAGAUCAGCAAGACGAUCCUCUGGCCAGAGAGCAUCAGCGUGGUGCGGUGUGUGGAGCUGUUUGAGGCCCAGGUGGCAAGUGAGGAGGAGGACAUGGAGGAAGAUAGAAGGAGCUUCUGCCCAUCGCCUGAGAGCAGCGGGGGCAGCUUUCAGGGGGGCAGGGAGGGCAUCACAGCCCGGCUGACAGAGAGCCUGUUUCUGGACCUUCUCGGGGGUGAGAGUGCCGGCUUGGGGGAGUCCCGCCUUCUUCCACCUUCCGGAAGUGCUCAGAUACCCCAGGCCGAGUUCUCAAGUGCAUCGUCCCAGGGCAAGGAGCAGCCUUCUAACCCGGAGUCGAAUCCUCCCGCGACUCUGACCCAGAGCCCAGCCGGCCUGGCUUCCAUGGAGGCGUCUGCUGCCACGGCAGACAACCCCGCUUACCGUAGCUUCAGCAACUUCCUGAGCCCGUCCCCCGGUCCUGGAGAGCUUGACUCCCAGCCACAGCUGGCCGAACACCUGGGGGACGUGGACCCCAACACCCCCCCGCCCCCCCAGCCCUCUGAACCACCCCCUGCGCUCCAGCCUGAGCCGGAAACCUGGGAGCAGAUCCUCCGCCAGAGCGUCCUCCAGCACGGGGUGGCCCCGGCCCCCACCCCGGCCCCCACCGGCGGCUAUCGGGAGUUUGUGCAGGCGGUGAAACGGCGCAGUGGCCAGGAUGGUGGGGCGGCGGGCUUCGGCCCUUCUCGAGAAGCUGGGUACAAGGCCUUCUCCGGCCUGCUGGCUGGUGGUGCCGUCUGCCCAGGGGCGUCUGGGGUUGAGGCCAGCAGCGGGGAGGGGGGCUACAGGCCCUUUCAGAGCCUCACUCCUGGUGGCCCUGGGGCCGCUGCCCCAGGCCCCAUGCCCCUGUUCACCUUUGGACUGGAUGUGGAGCCACCUCCCAGCCCUCAGAACUCACGCCUCCCCAGCAGCUCCCCAGACUGCCCUGGUCUGGAGCCCGUGGGGAAGGGGGAGGACAGACAGAAACCCCCGCUCUCCCCGGAGCAGGCCACAGACUCCCUCGGGGACGACCUGGGCAGUGGCAUUGUCUACUCAGCCCUCACCUGCCACCUGUGCGGCCACCUAAAGCAGUGUCACGGCCAGGAGGAGCGUGGCGAGGCCCACGUCGUGGCCAGCCCCUGCUGUGGCUGCUGCUGUGGAGACAGGUCCUCGCCGCCAGUGAGCCCCCUGAGGGCCCUGGACCCCCCGCCAGGUGGGGUUCCCCUGGAGGCCAGCCUUUCUCCGGCCUCCCUGGCACCCUUGGGGGUCUCAGAGGAGCAUAAAUCCUCACUGUUCUUCCAGCCUGCUCCCAGCAGUGCUCAGAGCUCAAGCCAGAGCCCCAAAAUGGCAGCCCUGCUCUCCACAGGGCCCCCGUGCAUGAGCACUUCCUAGGUGCGUGCCCUCUGGUUGCUGAGGCCGGCAGGUGAGGACUGGGCCUUACCCAU
Molecule: messenger RNA, 2508 nt
Organism: Ceratotherium simum simum (southern white rhinoceros)
Lineage: Eukaryota; Metazoa; Chordata; Mammalia; Perissodactyla; Rhinocerotidae
Source: RefSeq, a predicted model, not a curated record